CGCCACUAACAACAAGCCAGCAACUCACGUGCAAGUGGCCAACAGUUGGCCUAAAAUUAGAACGUUGACUGUCGCAACAGUGACGUGCGUGACAUUGAAUCUCAUUUUGCGGCAUCGCAGAGACUGAGAGAAAGCUACUACAAGCAAAAAAUAAACGAGGAAGCAUUGCUGUGGUGGUGGUGAUUUGGUUCGUUGGCUGGCAGUAUCAGCUGCUCGCUCUGCGCGUAGGGAAAAAAUAAAAUUCUUAUUAAGUAGAGAAUUGCGUAUCGCUUGUUUAACAAUUGCGAAAAUUCUCCAAUAGCCAAGGAAAACGUACAAUAACACACUGCAAACUUGCAUUCCCCAUCAGGCGUUGCAUUUUAUUAACAGCCAAUGCCAGAUGAACACAAAGUAACAAACACUAGCAAAGACCAGAAAAGCAACGACUUCUACACAAAACUGGAAACUGUGAGUCAAAACGUAACCACUGAGUUCCACGCGCCUGCAUUUAAUAUCAACGCAAACGGCAGACUGUUUGUUGUAUAACCGCCACACGAAAGCGAGCUAGCAGUAUUCCAAAAGUGACCUAAACGUGUCCAAAAGUGAAAUCGCAGCCAUGUCCAUCGCACAGACAGUACCAGUACCAGAAAAGAAGAAGAGUGUACCCAAUGGCAUUAAGUUUCUUUUUGGUGGUCUCUCUGGCAUGGGUGCCACGAUGGUAGUGCAACCCCUGGAUUUGGUGAAGACACGAAUGCAAAUCUCUGGAGCGGGAAGCGGCAAGAAAGAGUUUCGUAAUUCGUUCCACUGUAUCCAGACGGUGGUGAGUCGCGAGGGACCUUUAGGUCUGUAUCAAGGCAUUGGAGCGGCCCUGCUGCGUCAGGCUACCUACACCACUGGCCGCCUGGGAAUGUACACCUAUUUGAAUGAUGUUUAUCGCUCACGGUUCGAACGGGAGCCUAAUGUAAUGGACAGCAUGGCCAUGGGAACUAUUGCUGGAGCAUGUGGCGCUUUCAUCGGUACGCCCGCUGAGGUGGCCUUGGUGCGUAUGACCUCGGAUGGACGCCUCCCACCGGCUGAGAGACGUAACUACAAAAAUGUGGCCAAUGCUUUGAUGCGCAUCACCAAGGAAGAGGGUCUAACAGCAUUAUGGAGAGGCAGUUUGCCAACCGUAGGACGCGCCAUGGUUGUGAAUAUGACUCAAUUGGCUUCAUAUUCGCAGUUUAAGACCUAUUUCCGAACCGGACCGCUGCAAAUGGAUGAGGGCAUUAAGCUGCACUUCUGCGCCAGCAUGUUGUCUGGCCUGCUAACCACUAUAACAUCAAUGCCUUUGGACAUUGCUAAGACCCGCAUACAAAAUAUGAAGAUGGUGGAUGGAAAACCAGAAUAUCGCGGCACCGUCGACGUCUUGUUGCGUGUGGCCCGCCAAGAGGGCGUAUUUGCGCUCUGGAAGGGAUUUACGCCCUACUAUUGUCGUUUGGGGCCGCACACAGUGCUCACUUUUAUAUUGCUGGAGCAACUGAAUCAGGGCUUCAACAAAUACGUUUUGGGUGUGGAAAAAAGCGGUUCGGGAUUGUGAGCAAAAACUGAAUCAGAAGUUGUUAAAGUUUUGCAAUCGUACCUAUACCACAUACACUUAUCCACAUACCUUAUUAUAAGAAAAUCGAUGUACGACCAGCGAUCUAUGCCAAUAUCAAAAGCGAACCCUAAUCAGCCGAGCUAACAAAGUUGUGAAGAGAGUAGGAUUAAACCAGGACAAUAUAACUGCGAGUGUACUCGUAUAUAUUUAAUACAUGUAAUCAACGUAGGGCAUUUAAGAAUCGGAAAUUCCGUUGACAAUAUUACAAUGUUGAGACAGUUUUCUAUAUAACUUGUUAAGCUUUAAGUUGAAAGUCGAUUCUCAAUAAAGCACAUAUAAUCAAACGACA
Messenger RNA from Scaptodrosophila lebanonensis, 1904 nucleotides. Its product is annotated as mitochondrial 2-oxoglutarate/malate carrier protein. Bases 596 to 1555 code for a protein of 319 amino acids. The transcript has a single exon. Gene Ontology annotation, molecular function: succinate transmembrane transporter activity; thiosulfate transmembrane transporter activity; malate transmembrane transporter activity. The record is from RefSeq and is a predicted model, not a curated record. Lineage: Eukaryota; Metazoa; Arthropoda; Insecta; Diptera; Drosophilidae. Gene Ontology annotation, biological process: thiosulfate transport; succinate transmembrane transport; malate transmembrane transport.